AUGACACCAGUACACUUCAGCUUUACCUCAGCCUUUAUUCUAGGGCUCAUAGGACUCGCGUUUCACCGCACCCAUCUUCUUUCAGCCCUUCUAUGCCUAGAAGGAAUGAUACUCUCUCUAUUUAUUGCCCUCUCCCUGUGAGCCCUCCAAAUAGAAGCAACUGGUUACUCAGUGGCUCCUAUACUCCUCCUAGCAUUCUCAGCCUGUGAAGCCAGCGCAGGUUUAGCCCUACUAGUAGCAACCGCACGAACACAUGGCACGGACCGCCUCCAAAGCUUAAACCUCCUCCAAUGUUAA
Messenger RNA from Oncorhynchus kisutch (coho salmon), 297 nucleotides. The record is from the annotation of a RefSeq genome assembly. Lineage: Eukaryota; Metazoa; Chordata; Actinopteri; Salmoniformes; Salmonidae.